Molecule: messenger RNA, 1378 nt
Organism: Onychostoma macrolepis
Lineage: Eukaryota; Metazoa; Chordata; Actinopteri; Cypriniformes; Cyprinidae
Exons: 5
Coding region: 78-956 (292 amino acids)
Biological process (GO): negative regulation of T cell proliferation; cell surface receptor signaling pathway; T cell costimulation
Cellular component (GO): external side of plasma membrane
Source: RefSeq, a predicted model, not a curated record
GGGCACAUGGACAGGAAGUUCCUCACUCAGUGUACGUGUUCGUGUGUAGAAGUGUCACACACUCUGAGCGCAUCGACAUGAUUUUAAAGUGGAUUAGAAACUGUCUUUUAUUUUUAACUUUAAUUUAUCUCAUACAUACAGAUGCAGAGAAUGUUUUCAGAGCAGUUGAAGGAGAAACUGUCUAUCUGCCCUGCCACUCACCUCCUAAUGACAGUGAACAAGUUUCUGUAGAGUGGACAAAACAUAACAGCACAACUAUUUGUAAAUUCAAUAUUAAUACCAUUAAGGGAUCUCCCGCUGGAGAAUGCAUUCCUCGUUUCAAAUUAAACAGAAAGUCUUUUACACUAAGUAUAGAAAAUGUUCAGCCCAGUGACUCUGGUCAUUACAGCUGUAAAACAUCAAGAAUAAUUCCACCACCUUCAUUAGACAACACCACAAAUGUGACACUCCAAGUUGCAGUUCGUCCACGUCUGUCUCUGCUGAAACUGAACAGCAGUGUUGACACCUGUGUCCAUCUGCUCUGCUCUCUGGAAGGUCUGACGUCUGAGCAGGUGAACUUCACCUGGGGCCGAGAGGGUCAUCAUGGGUCACUUCUUCCAUUCACAUCUCAUGCCACGAAGAGUGAGCUGCGUCUGUGUAAACCUGACUGGAGUGACGGAGACACAAUCACCUGUUACGUCAGCUACUCAGACAACCAAACCCAAAGUAUACAACUCACUUCACAGAAAGAUUCUGACAAUGUUGUCCUGCUGCUGAUCAUCUCAUGCAGUGUUGCUGCAGGCCUCAUCCUCUGCAUCAUCCUCACCAUUGUUAUUUGCAAAUGCAGAAAGCAAGAAGAAAAUGGAUCUAUAGUGUUCAGCAAUAAAGUCUAUGAGAACUUCAGUUUCGCCAUGGCCCGUCAGAGCACACAGUCCAAUGAGAAACCACAGCCAGAAGAGUGUGUUUAUGAGAACUAACUGCUGCUGCUUAUAUAGCCUUUGCUUUAAACCCAGAUUGGCCCAGUUGUUACGAAGGCAGUAUGAUGUAGGCAAAAGUGUGUGAAGCGGUUUUGCGAAGAUAUUUGAUGGUGCACUGCGAAUGUGAAGCAAAAGCUCACUGUAUUGUUUACAAUGCCUUCACUGACUUCAAAAACUGUAAGCAGGCACUUUAAACAAUCAGUAUUUUUUCAGGCAACCCUGUUCACUAAACUGUUAUGUCUUCUAAAUUAAAUUAUGAUAAUGAGCAAGGAUCUCAUAUCCAUUUUUUUUCAUACAAUGCCAAGGCAUUAUUAAAAUUUCUCUUUGCACAUUUUGUUGUAUAAAUUUUGUUUUUGGUAUGGUAUUUAGACUAAUUAUAUUGUAAUAUUUCAUUACUUGUAAAUAAAUAAUACAUUAUAAGU